AUGCGAUGGCCUUGGUCAGGCCAUGACGAGGAAAAGAAGAGGAAUGCCGCUACCAGAUCAAAGCGAGCGGAGACAGCAAACUCCUGGACAGGGACGUUGUUAGAGUCGCGGACUCUAGUUCCUUCUGUCGCAUUGACAGUCUCGACGGUUCUCGGACUGCGCCUCUACAAGGCGUACUUUCGGCGUAUCCCAACAGUCAAUCACAUCAAACCCGAUUAUUUUCGACGCAGGACUCUGUUCGGCCAGGUUACGAGCGUUGGCGAUGCAGACAACUUCCGCUUGUAUCACACCCCAGGUGGAAGAUUAGCGGGGUGGGGAUGGUUGCCAUGGAAAACUGUACCGACCAAAAGAGAGGCGCUCGUCAAGCAGACGGUAGGUCCUGUACUGAUUCUAUGGAGAUUACGUCCUCGGCGCAUCUCUUCUGAUUGGAUGCUAAAGGCAAUACAGCUUCACAUUAGAAUAGCUGGUGUCGAUGCACCGGAACUUGCCCACUGGGGACGCGAAGCGCAGCCGUACUCGAAGGAGGCCCUGGACUGGCUGACGCAAUUAAUCCUCCAUCAACGAGUGCGUGUGCGCUUAUAUAGGCGCGAUCAAUAUGAUCGGGUGGUAGCACAGGUUUACUACCGCAGGUGGUUCUUCAGGCAAGACGUGGGAUUGGAAAUGCUGAAGAUGGGGCUGGCAACGGUGUAUGAGGCUAAGAGUGGGGCCGAGUUUGGUGAUGUUGAGCAGCAAUAUCGUGCUGCCGAGGAGAAGGCCAAGGAGAGUAGGGCUGGGAUGUGGGCAAAGCCAAAUCUACUACAGAGACUGGGUGGGGCGGGGACAAAGGCGCCGGAAAGCCCUCGGGAGUACAAGAGCAGACACACGGCAGCAGAGAAACAAAAGAAAGCGGCGUGGUAG
Molecule: messenger RNA, 897 nt
Organism: Plenodomus lingam JN3
Lineage: Eukaryota; Fungi; Ascomycota; Dothideomycetes; Pleosporales; Leptosphaeriaceae
Gene: LCL3
Product: putative endonuclease lcl3
Cellular component (GO): mitochondrion; cytoplasm
Source: RefSeq, a predicted model, not a curated record